This is a messenger RNA of Aureobasidium namibiae CBS 147.97, 1602 nucleotides long. RefSeq lists its product as uncharacterized. The record is from RefSeq and is a predicted model, not a curated record. NCBI's taxonomy places the organism in Eukaryota, Fungi, Ascomycota, Dothideomycetes, Dothideales, Saccotheciaceae. The coding region runs from base 1 to 1602 and encodes 533 amino acids. The transcript has 2 exons.
AUGGCUGAUCAACCAGAGUUCUCUGCCUGGAAGCUUCCUGCUCAUACUGAAGAGGCUUCUCUACUCGACCUCGAAUACCUAAAAGGCCGUGUCUCAUGGAUUCGAAAUGAACUGGAUCCUCUUGUCGCUCGGGACGGACCACAUACCCUAGGCCCAGACACUGUUGUUGUCCUAUUCAAAUUCUUCGAACAGCUACGCACAUCUUACUUAAGCCUCGAAAGCAUUCGAGGCUCUCGCAUACAUCUAGCUCUCAUCGACAUUGCUAGGCGCGCUACUCGAUGGCCAAACAGGCUUAUUGAAGAAGCCGAAGAAAUCAUCCUCAAAUGGGAGUCCGAGUGGGGUCCGCUCUCAAAUAUCAGAACCAAUCUUUACGACACUGGUGGAAGGCUGCAUGGCAUCAGCACUCCCGAGGAUGUUCAACGAGAGUUACUACUCGCCAAAUGGUCUCGUAAGGAGACUGCAUGGGUUGAUCCAAACUUCUCAAGGCGGAAUGGAGGUCUUGGGUUUCAACCGGGAGAUUGGUGGAUCAACACCAUGUUUGCAUAUCAUGACGGCAUCAUUGCCGACGCUUCAUCAAAUAGUGGUGUCACCACCUGCUACACACAAGCAUAUGCCUUGCUUCUAGCAGAUGGUGAUGAACUUGAUUGUUCAGAUCCGGCACACUUCACAUACCGCUCAACUCGAGGAGAUUCUAGACGAUAUCGCCUCUGCGCCGGAACGCUUGCCUCCAGACGACCAAUUCGCGUGCUUCGAAGUCACACUCUGCGCAGCUUUUUCGCUCCUCGUGCUGGGAUUAGGUACGACGGGCUUUACAAGGUCUCUGGUUGGCGGAUCACACAGGAUCCGAAGACCAAGGCAAUCCACUAUGAUAUCUCAUUUGAUCGUUUACCCUCAGAGCCGCCUAUUGGUCCAGCGCUAGAACAUCCAAAUAUGGAAGAGCUGGAUGACUAUCGCGAAUACAAACGCAUCCGCAAAGAAAUCCGCCAGCAUCGUAACCCUUUACGCCAUGGUCUGCGGUUCGGUGCGCCUGAUACUAGUGUCCCUUUUGCUCGGGACCGUAUGUCGAUACCCAAGAAGACGGACAGUAACGAAACUACAAAGACCAUCACAAAGCCGAUUUCAAAGAGAAGAGGUAGCUCAUUACAUAUUCAGACCUCGGCCUCUGAGCCUCGGUCUAACCCACAGACGCCAGUGAAGGUCGAGGAGAAUCCUUUCUUUUCCAGCCCAAGUCCUGAUGACAAUCCUUUCUUUUCUGGAGGUCUGGACUCGCAGACAGGUCUGGGCAAGAUCAACACGUUGCGACCUGAUAUCAUCGACUACGCGCCUGUACUCCAUGCUGCUUCAGCUGCUGGCGCAGCUAUCGAUCCGUUCUUUGCGAGUGCUCUCGAGCAGCAAGCAGCAAAAAGGGCAGCUGCUUUUAAGUUGAGUACUGGCCCAUUGACUUCACCACCAUCAGCAAAAUCAGCAAACCCUAGGAGUCUUGGUCUUGGUGGAAGGAAACCGAUAAUAGGGUUCAUCAGUACAAUUAGCGAAGCAGACGAGUCAAAAGGUGGUCCACUACUGAGGCGGGACUCACAAAGUCCAGUAUUGUCUCGUGACUGA